AUGCUGCCGCCGUCCGCGGUGCACCUUCUUUACGACGAGCCAGCUGGUCCUCUGUCAGCGGCGCAUGCUGCGUCGGGGCCCGCUGCCGCACGGCACUCCCACCCCGUCAGCAACGCCCGCGCAGGUGGGAGGCUGGAGUGCCCCGUGCGCCGCCGGCCGAUCGCCGUGGCACGCAUGCAGCAUCGCCUCCAAUCGGCGCACGCAGGUGGCAGCGCCGCGCUCACAGCCGCCGCCCCUCCCGCCGCCGUCAACACGGACACGCAGCGGCGCACUCGUCCCACCGCGGUUCCGCGAGUGCCGGUGUGUGCAGCCCGCCGUUGCGCUCUCUCUCCACUGCUGUGGGCGUCCUUCACCGCGUCCGCACUCACCAUCCCGUUAUCCCGAGACGGACUGUGA
Messenger RNA from Leptomonas pyrrhocoris, 396 nucleotides. RefSeq lists its product as hypothetical. The transcript has a single exon. The record is from RefSeq and is a predicted model, not a curated record. NCBI's taxonomy places the organism in Eukaryota, Euglenozoa, Kinetoplastea, Trypanosomatida, Trypanosomatidae. The coding region runs from base 1 to 396 and encodes 131 amino acids.